Messenger RNA from Prunus mume (Japanese apricot), 3024 nucleotides. Its product is annotated as lysine-specific demethylase JMJ26. Lineage: Eukaryota; Viridiplantae; Streptophyta; Magnoliopsida; Rosales; Rosaceae. Gene Ontology annotation, cellular component: chromatin; histone deacetylase complex. The record is from RefSeq and is a predicted model, not a curated record. Gene Ontology annotation, biological process: regulation of transcription by RNA polymerase II. Gene Ontology annotation, molecular function: histone H3K9 demethylase activity; chromatin DNA binding; transcription coregulator activity.
AACGCACACGGGUACUUACCUCUUUCCUGGGCUUUUCAGGAAACGCGUAACUUUCUAUAAAUAUUCUUCGUCAAAAUUUACCGCCCCAUCAUUCGCAUUCUCUGUUUGGCGUUUCUCCUUGGUCGAGCUUGCGGAUCCGUCUGUCACUCACAAACCCCAAAUUUUAAGAAAUUCGAUAGCUUCAACAAUCAACGCCUCUCAAAACCAGUUUCAGCUGAAUAUUUGGCUCUGGAUUUUCUGUCAUCUCGUAGGUAAGUGAGAAUGGAAGUUUUGAUAGUAGAACAAGGAACGCUGGGGCAGUAUAAUGAUAACAAGAUCCGUACACCUAAGAGAAAACGUUCAAAUUUCCUGCAUCAUGGAAAGGAAGAAGGAUCCUCAAAUGGCAAAAGGAUUUCAAAAAAGCGAAGUGCCUCCUCAAAUGUGGUAGAAAGUUGUGAAAAUGAUUUUUCAAUGGAUGAAUUGGAAGAAGAUGAAGAAAUUAUGUUUUUGAUUAAGGCACGAUCGCGGAAAAGGAGGAGUGUUGACUGUGAAGUGAUGGGAAGAGAUUCCUCAAAGGAUGAAAGAGUAAAAUAUGAGUUAAGGAAUACUACUAGCAAAAUUUCAUCCUCUUCACCACCAUCUUCAUCUGGAUCAUCAUGCACUUCGAAAUAUACGGAGCAGGAUAAUAGAGAAGUUUAUUUGAAGUGUCAUCAUUGUAUGAAAGAGGAGAAGAAAACCAUAGUUUCCUGCUCCAAGUGUAAAAAGAACUCCUAUUGCAUCCGCUGUAUCAAGCAAUGGUAUCCUCACAUGAAAGUAAAGGAAGUGAAGGACCUCUGCCCAUUUUGCCGCAGAAAUUGCAACUGUAAUGCAUGCCUGCACUCAACUGGGGUGAUUGAGACACCAAAGAGGGAUAUAAGUGAUCGUGAGAGGGCUCAGCAUCUGGAGUGUUUAAUUUCCAACCUGCUUCCAUUUUUAAAGCAAAUUUCUCAAGAACAAGUUCAAGAGAUAGAGAUUGAAGCUAAUAUUCGAGGACUUUCACCUUCCGAAUUUGAAAUACCACAGACCCUUUGUUUCAAUGAUGAGCGUGUCUAUUGCAACCAUUGUGCAACUUCAAUCAUUGAUCUACAUCGAAGCUGCCCAAAAUGUUCUUAUGAACUUUGUCUAAGUUGUUGCCGAGAAAUUCGCCAGGGAUGCCUCUUAGACCGUGGAGAAGUGAAAUUUCAAUAUAGGAGUAGGGGUUAUGAUUACAUCCAUGGUGGAGACCCAUCACCUGACUGUUGUCCCUUAGAAGCUUCAGAGGACCAUAAUGAGCCGUUCACUGAGUGGAAGGCAAACGAUGAUGCUACUGUUACUUGUGCUCCGAAAGAAAUGGGUGGCUGUGGUGAUUGCAUGUUGGAUCUUAAGCGAAUCCUUCCACCUGACUGGAUCUCAAAUUUAGAAGUCAAAGCAAAACAUUUAUUAGAGAUUUUCCGAACAGAACAUUCUACUUUCAAGCAUGAUUGUGCUGAAACAAGAAAAGAUACGUUACUAAAAGCAGCUUCUAGAGAGGAUUCUUGUGACAACUUCUUAUUUUGUCCAGAUUCAAGGGACACUCUGAAAGAAGAAGGGCUUUUGCGCUUCAAAGAACAUUGGGUUAAUGGUGAACCAGUUAUUGUCAGAAAUGUGCUUGAACAGGCAAAUGGAUUGAGCUGGGAGCCAAUGGUCAUGUGGCGUGCUUUAAGUGAAAAUAUGGAUACAGCUAGUACCUCGCAGUUUUCAAAAGUAAAGACCAUCGAUUGCCUGGCGGGUUGUGAGGUGGAAAUCAAUACUCGUGAAUUUUUUGAAGGAUACACCGAAGGGAGAAUGUAUAGUAAUUUAUGGCCAGAGAUGCUUAAGCUGAAGGAUUGGCCCCCUUCUGAUAAGUUUGAGGACCUUUUGCCCCGCCAUUGUGAUGAAUUUAUCAGUGCCUUGCCAUUUCAAGAGUACACGGAUCCUAGAGCUGGUAUUCUCAACCUUGCUGUUAAGUUGCCACCAGGUGUUUUGAAACCAGACAUGGGCCCAAAAACAUAUAUUGCUUAUGGGCUUAUGGAAGAGCUUGGAAGAGGGGACUCUGUAACUAAACUUCAUUGCGACAUGUCCGAUGCAGUGAAUAUUUUGACACACACAUCAGAAGUACAGCUAAGUGAUGAGCAGCAAUCUGCAAUUUCAAGGUUGAACAAAUUACAUAGGGCCCAAGAUGAAAGAGAGCUUAUGGAUUGGAUGAAUUCUCUCAAGGAUGGUGGACAACCUGGUCAACAGACACAGGAUACAGAAGCCCUAGAAAACACUCUCUCUCCUGAAAUUAACGUAGAAUUGAAAGUACCAGAAGAUGAAGAUGAAGAUGAGUUAGAUGGGCCCACUACAUCAGGUUCUUCCUCCACUGAAGUGGCAGAGGAAACUGGUGGUGCUUUGUGGGACAUCUUCCGGAGAGAGGAUGUUCCUAAAUUAGAGGCAUACCUUAUGAAACAUUAUAAGGAAUUUAGGCACACCUAUUGUUCACUAGUUGAACGGGUCAUUCAUCCAAUUCAUGACCAAUCUUUUUAUUUAACAUUGGAGCACAAAAAGAAGCUGAAGGAGGAAUUUGGUGUUGAACCAUGGACAUUUCUACAAAAACUUGGAGAGGCAGUAUUUAUUCCAGCCGGAUGUCCACACCAAGUCAGGAAUCUCAAGUCUUGUACAAAAGUAGCAGCAGACUUCGUAUCUCCUGAAAACGUCCACGAGUGCCUCCGUUUGACCGAGGAGUUCAGACAACUUCCGAAGAACCAUAGAGCUAGAGAAGACAAACUUGAGAUAAAGAAAAUGAUACUUUAUGCAGUCGACGAAGCCCUUAAAGAUUUGGAAGCCUUGGUAUCAACUCAAGUUUGAGCUUUAGGAGCUAACUACCCCAACCUGACAACUAUGCAAUUAUAUUUUUCUCAUAAUACUGAUGUCGGCUUCUGUAAUUUUUUGCUCAGCAACAUUUUUGUAAAGUCGAAAAGUUCGUUGGGGUUCUCUUUGCACUCCAAAUAAAUUGAAGCCAAUUGUACU